Molecule: messenger RNA, 1383 nt
Organism: Lepus europaeus (European hare)
Lineage: Eukaryota; Metazoa; Chordata; Mammalia; Lagomorpha; Leporidae
Gene: BPIFB2
Product: BPI fold containing family B member 2
Exons: 15
Coding region: 1-1383 (460 amino acids)
Molecular function (GO): lipid binding
Source: RefSeq, a predicted model, not a curated record
AUGGCCAGCGCACGUGGGCUGGGCCUGCUGCUGCUGCUCCUGCUUCCCACCAUUGGCAAAGGUGGGCCCAGCACCGUGGUCAGGAUCAACCAGGCGGCGCUGAGCUACGUGUCGGACGUCGGGAAGGCCGCUCUGCAGCAGGCCCUGCGGGUCACCGUCCCUUCUCUCCUGGACCUGGACGAGAGCGGCGAGGUGCUGCGGGCCACCAGGAUCCAGCUCCUGAGGGUCCGCGUGUCCAGCCUGCACCUGCGGCUCCUCGCUGAGCUGGGGCUGCGCUUGUCGGCAGCGGCCAACUUUACUUUCCAGGUCCUUCGGGUCACAGAGCCCCUGGAGCUGACACUGCCCGUGGUCCUGCAGGCCGACGCCCACGUGGCCCAGGGCUCCAUCGGGACCCCCGUGGUCAGUGUCUCGGCCUGCUCCUCUGUCUUCGGCACUGCCACCAUGCCUGGUGCCAAAAACAGCCCCAGCCCUGCGCUGCUGGCCCGCGUGCAGACGCACAUCCAAGCCGCGAUGAACAGCAAGCUCUGUCUCAGGGUCUCCAACCUGGUGCAGGACCUCAACGUGCACCUGGGCACUUUGAUUGGUCUCACCCCCGUGGGUCCCGAGUCCCAGAUCCGCUACACCAUGGUCAGCGUGCCCACUGUCACCAGUGACGACAUCUCCUUGGAUAUCGACGCUGCUCUCUUCCUGCUGGGCACGCCCAUUGUCCUGCCUGAGGACACCACCCCCUUCGCAUUGCCGCGGCACGGGGGUGCCCGGGACGCCAUGGCCACCGUGGGCCUCUCCCAGCACCUGUUUGACUCUGCCCUCCUGCUGCUGCAGAAGGCUGGCGCCCUCAACCUGGACGUCACCGGGCAGCUGAACUCGGCUAACAACCCGCUGAACACAUCUGUGCUGGGCCAGCUCAUCCCCGAGGUGGCCCACCAGUUCCCAGAGCCCAUGCCCCUGGUGCUCAAGGUGCAGCUAGGUGCCACGCCCGUGGUCACGCUGCACACCAACAAUGCCACGCUGCGGCUGCAGCCCUUGGUCGAGGUCCUGGCCAUGGCCUCCAACUCGGCUUUCCAGUCCCUCUUCUCCCUGGACGUGGUAGUGAACCUGAGCCUCCAGCUGUCCGUGUCCAAGGUGAAGCUCCAGGGGACCACGUCCGUGCUGGGGGACGUCCAGGUCACUGUGGCCUCCUCCAACGUGGGCUCCAUCGAUCCGGCUCAAGUGCACUUGCUCAUGGGCACGGUGUUUGAGAAGCCUCUGCUGGACCACCUCAACGCUCUCUUGGGCAUGGGCAUUGCCCUCCCCAGUGUGGUCAACCUCUGCUACAGCAACCCUGAGGUCUUUGUCCACGAGGGCUACGUGGUGAUAUCCAGUGGACUCCUCUACCAGCACUGA